UACACUCUUUCUCCAACUCCUCUCGUGAGCCGAGUAUUUCAUCCCCGUCACGUUCCGCUGCCUCUGAACCGCCGAAAAGGAUUUUGGAGACCAAUGCGUCAAGGUGCUGGAUUGGAUACAGAACCAUCAAGCUUAUUACCCCCUUCAACGAGGAAUCUGACCCCAUUUUCGAGGAGAGAUAGGGUCAUUUCUAGACCUCUUCCCAGCUACCUUUUGCGGAAUGACGGCCAUGGACUUGGCGAUCUGGAUAUCGCUCUGGCACGCCGUCAUACCAGACGUGUGUCAUCAGCAUCUGCAGUGUCUUUCAGGACUGUGCCCUCUGAUGGUGCCGUCACAGACGCGAUUGGGGAAGAGGUGCCCCACAAAGCAGGCUUCGUCAAUGACCAGCUCCCGCUCACUGCAUCGCACAAGAGAGGUCGAGCUGCAUCCUCUCUUUGUUCCUCAAACUUGAAUCCCGUUUCGUCUUUGUCAACGCAGAGUGAUUUGGAAGCUAUUUUUUCAUCUCGCUUGUUCGAGACCCUCCUGACCAUUUUCUCGCUGCCACGAAUGAAACUGAGGCAAGUACCCGUCAGUCUCAGGGCACACCUAAGCGUCCCACCCGUCGAAGUGCACGUAACACGAUAUCUAGGCUUUCCUCAUCCUCUUCCCAUAGUCUAACGAGGCCUGGAUUCCCUCGGCCGAGCCUCAGCCUCGGUCGCGGAGGAGCUCGCUCGAGCUCCCUGCAUUCGUCCUCGUUCCCUUCCUCAUCCGCUCGGAGUGAGGAUAUGACAAAAUUCCAAACUUCAUUUCAUCCAUUCAUCCAUCGUCGACCAACCCAUCAUUGAUAC
Molecule: messenger RNA, 827 nt
Organism: Cantharellus anzutake
Lineage: Eukaryota; Fungi; Basidiomycota; Agaricomycetes; Cantharellales; Hydnaceae
Exons: 2
Coding region: 94-657 (187 amino acids)
Source: RefSeq, a predicted model, not a curated record